AUGCUGCUGGCAGAGGGCGUGUCCGGCCCGGAGAAGGGUGGGGCCUCGGCGGCGGCUGCAGCUGCAGCGGCGGCAGCUGCAGGCGGGUCCCCUAACGACGGCAAUAUAGAACACUCAGACUACAGGGCCAAGCUGACUCAGAUCAGAGGGAUAUACCACUCAGAACUGGAGAAAUAUGAACAGGUAGGAGGGAACACACACUAUCCAAAAACAGCUGAGAGGAGGAGGGAGGGGUGUAUAAGAACAGUGGCCUUGUCCUAAAUCUGUCUUGCCUACUACUAACUAAAACUACAUACUGUGUACUACUAAUACUACAUACCGUUUAGAACGUACUGUUUAGUAAAAACGAAUGUAGUAAGCAGCAAAUAUCAACAUACUACUCAUCCAUACCGAGAAGGUGUCAUCUAAUGUGCAAUCGUGCUUGUUCCUCGCCAUUCGUUGCAUCCCCUAUUCUGAUAAUCAGCUGUUGUCAAACAGCUGAAAAGACGAUUCUCUUCCUCAAUAGUGUGCAGUGAAUUCUACUAGAUGAAAAGCCUAAAUUAGUAUGACAUCCUGGCAUUUAAAGCAUACUACAUUUUAGAGAUUUCACAGACUACUAUUUAGAACGCAAGUAUGGGUAUUCGGACACAACCAGUACCUCCCCUUAAGAAAAAAACCCUGUAAUCUCCUCCCUCCUCUCCUCUCCUCUCCUCUCCUCUCCUCUCCUCUCCUCUCCUCUCCUCUCCUCUCCUCUCCUCUCCUCUCCUCUCCUCUCCUCUCCUCUCCUCUCCUCUCCUCUCCUCUCCUCUCCCCAGGCAUGCAGUGAGUUCACCAACCAUGUGAUGAACCUGCUGAGGGAGCAGAGUCGUACGCGGCCCAUCUCUCCCAAGGAGAUCGAGCGCAUGGUGGGGAUCAUCCACCGCAAGUUCAGCUCCAUCCAGAUGCAGCUUAAACAGAGCACCUGUGAAGCCGUCAUGAUCCUACGUUCCAGAUUCCUGGACGCCAGGUGAGAGAGAGAGACAGUGUGUGUCUUAGUCUCUGUGUCUCUCGGUCUGCAUGUACCUAUUAUCACACCUCUCUCUCUCUCUCUCUGUCUCUCUCUCCCCUCUCUCUGUCUCUCUCUCUCUCUCUCUGUCUGUCUCUCUCUCUCUCUCUCUCUCUCUCUCUCUCUCUCUCUGUCUGUCUGUCUGUCUCUCUCUCUCUAUGUCUGUCUGUCUGUCUCUCUCUCUUUCUGUCUCUCUCUAUGUCUCUCUCUCUCUCUCUCUCUCUCUCCCCCCCCCCCCGGUCAGACGGAAGAGACGUAACUUCAACAAGCAGGCUACUGAGGUGCUGAAUGAGUACUUCUACUCCCACCUGUCUAACCCCUACCCCAGUGAGGAGGCCAAGGAGGAACUGGCCAAGAAGUGUGCCAUCACCGUCUCUCAGGUCAGAGGUCAAAUAGGGGUCACACAGGGGUCAAACUAGAGUCACAAGUGUUACGGGCGGGAUCUGAACCCUGGUCUCCCAUGGGAGAAACCAACGUCUUGACCGUUAGACCAAGAGGAAAUUCCCCCUUGGACCGAGGGUGACAAUGAUUUUUAGGCAUACUGUAUCAGGUAUAGGUUGUUAUCUGAGUUUCCCCAUAGGGUGAGAAGAAUAGAAUGUGAUACAUUUGUCAUUUAGAAAGGUUCCUGUCCAGAAACAUGCCCUAGCACCUGCAUGCAUUUGUUAGACUAGUUAUCACUUGAUUCAGAUUAAUAGAUUAUUUUCAUUUUUCCUCGUACUGAGCAACAUACUGAGUCUUCUCUCUCCUCUUCUCUGAGCACCCUUGAGGAAGAAAGAGAGAGCGAGAGAGAAAGGGGAAGAGAGAGAGCAAGAGUGAUACAGAGCUAGAGAGAGCAGACCCAUCACAAUAAAGAUGCGAGAAGGUCUAAAUUUGAACAGAGUAGGAAAGAGAACAUAGGGAAGUCUCAGAACAGCAACCUGCCUUAAUCAGCUCUCCGCCACUCUCCUCACAGGCCUCCGCCUCUCCCCUCCUCCUCUCAGGUGUCUAAACUGUUGGUAACAAAGGGUCAGGUACAGAAGAACAUAGGGAGUUCCAGGAGGAAGCAACUGUACGCUGGAAACAGCUGUAGCAGCAGCCCCACACACCAGCAAUCCCCGCCACGCCUAACUCAGGUACACACACUCGGACAUCACACACACUCGGUCAUCACACACGUUUGGACAUCUCAGACACUCACACAUCACACACAGUCGUAGAUCACGAGCACGCUCGCACACACACACACACACACAGACACACACCACACACACACACACACACACACAACAGCACCUCCAAGACCAGCCACAUCUUCUUCACACAACUACUUCUCCCAUAGUCUCCCUUCUAACAAAGUCUAAGCCCGCCUCUUAAUACCUGCCCCCACCAAUCACCUACUCCCUGCCACAAAAGCCUCUCUCCUGAUUGGCUGGUUAUGACAUUCCGCAGGCUCGCCAGGGUCAUACAGUCGGCCCAACACAGGCCACGCCCACCCCGGUGUACACCCGACCAAUGGGGAGGGGUUAUUUGUCAGCCCUCCUCUGCAGCCUCAGGUAGGCCUGCAGUAAGAGCCCCCCCCCCCCCCUCCAUCCACCUCCCCAAAAUGGUUCCCCUGUUAUAGCUGCUAGUUCCACUCUCCUGCCCCCCUCAAUCCCCCCUAAACUGCCACCUGUGAUCUCUGUUCUCCUUAGUAUCACCUACCAACCCCCCAGCCCCUAUAGAGCCCCUCUUACCACUGUUCAGUUGUAACUUUUACCCCCCUAUUGUAACUUUGUGUUCCUCUCAUGGAACCCUCUAACCCCCCACCUCCCCCUCAGCCUUCCCCCACUCUCCCCCUCAGCCUCCCCAGACUAACCCACCUCCCCUCAGCCUCCCCAGACUCUAACCCCCCACCUCCCCUCAGCCUCCCCAGACUCUAACCCCCCACCCCCCUCAGCCUCCCCAGACCUAACCCCCCACCUCCCCCUCAGCCUCCCCAGACUCUAACCCCCCCACCUCCCCACUCAGCACCCCCAGACUCUACUAACCCCCCCACCUCCCCCUCAGCCUCCCCAGACUCUAACCCCCCACCUCCCCCUCAGCCUCCCCAGACUCUAACCCCCCACCUCCCCCUCAGCCUCCCCAGACUCUAACCCCCCACCUCCCCCUCAGCCUCCCCAGACUCUAACCCCCACCUCCCCUCAGCCUCCCCACCUCUCAGACUCAACCCCACCUCCCCCUCAGCCUCCCCAGACAUCACCCUCAGCCUCCCAACUCUACCCCCUCAGCCUCCCCAGACUAACCCCACCUCCCCCUCAGCCUCCCCAGACAGACCCUGGUAACCCCAGUGUGGUGGAUCAGUCCAGACCCCUAGCUGGAUACCCCUUCAGUCCUCACUCUACCCAGCCUGAACUAAGGCGACUGUCUGUACACAUGCAGCCCAACUCGGAUCUUUUUCCAGAUGAGUCUGCAUGUGUAAAUCCAGCCUUAAUGCUGUAUGUGAAACAGACCUCGUCUCACCCAGUGCCCCUUCAUCUCCUGUGAUACCCUAGCCCCCUGUCUCUCUGGGGUGUCAGCUUAGAGCAGGGCUCUCCAACCCUGUUCCUGGAGAACUACCCUCCUGUAGGUUUUCACUCCAACCCUGUUCCUGGAGAGCUACCCUCCUGUAGAUUUUCACUCCAACCCUGUUCCUGGAGAGCUACCCUCCUGUAGGUUUUCACUCCGACCCUGUUCCUGGAGAGCUACCCUCCUGUAGGUUUUCACUCCAACCCUGUUCCUGGAGAGCUACCCUCCUGUAGGUUUUCACUCCAACCCUGUUCCUGGAGAGCUACCACCUCCUGUAGAUUUCACUCCAACCCUGUUCCUGGAGAGCUACCCUCCUUUAGGUUUCACUCCAACCCUGUUUCUGGAGAGCUACCCUCCUGUAGGUUUCACUCCAACCCUGUUCUGAGGAGCUACCACUCCUGUAGGUUUUCACUCCAACCCUGUUCCUGGAGAGCUACCUCCUGUAGGUUUUCACUCCAACCCUGUUCCUGGAGAGCUACCCUCCUGUAGGUUUUCACUCUAACCCUGUUCCUGGAGAGCGACCCUCCUGUAGGUUUUCACUCCAACCCCAGUUGUAACUAAACUGAUUGAUCUUAUCAACAGCUAAUUAUUAGAAUCCGGUGUGCUAGAUUAGGGUUGGAGUGAAACCCCUAUAGGACAGAAGCUCUCCAGGAACAGGGGUUGGAGUGAAACCCCUAUAGGACAGUAGCUCUCCAGGAACAUGGGUUGGAGUGAAACCCCUAUAGGACAGUAGCUCUCCAGGAACAUGGGUUGGAGUGAAACCCCUAUAGGACAGAAGCUCUCCAGGAACAUGGGUUGGAGUGAAACCCCUAUAGGACAGUAGCUCUCCAGGAACAGGGGUUGGAGUGAAACCCCUAUAGGACAGUAGCUCUCCAGGAACAUGGGUUGGAGUUAAUCUACAGGAGGGUAGUUCUGUGUGUAUAUGCAGAGUGUGUGUAUGCAGUAUUAGUGUGUGUGUGUGUGUGUGUGUGUGUUAGUGUAUUAGUGUUAGUUUGGGUAUGCAGUGUCAGUGUGUUAGUUAGUGUGCUUGUAACAGUGUGCAACAGUGUGUGUACCAGUGUGUAUAAAUAUACUAUUAGUGUGUGUACCAGUGUGUGUAUAAAUGUAGUAUUAGUGUGUGUACCAGUGUGUAUAAAUGUAGUAUUAGUGUGUGUACCAGUGUGUACUAGUGUGUGUAUAAAUGUAGUAUUUGUUACCAGUGUGUAAAAGCGCCCCCUGCUGGUCUGUUCCUCCAGGUGGAUAUCCAGCACCGUGCUACACUCCUGACGGGAUGUUAUGAGGAGCUGCCUGGAGGAACUCUGUUUCCUCCCCACUGUCUCCAUGGAGUUAUCUAUGGUACCAGUUUACUGUUUCCUCCCCAUGUAUCCAUUGAGUUCUAUGGGUACCAGUUUUUCCUCACCCACGUCUCAUGUGAGUAUCUAUGGUACCACUCUGUUUCCCUCCACUGUCUCCAUGUGAGUAUCUAUGGUAACAGUCGUUUCCUCCAAUGUCUCCAUGGGAGUAUCUUAGGGUACCAGUGUUUCCUCACCACUGUCUCCAGGUGAGUAUCUAUGGUAACCCUCGUUUCCCUCACCUGUCUCCAUGGGGAAGUAUAUAUGGUACCCAGUCUGUUUACUCCCCACUGUCUUCCAUGGAGUAUCAUGGUACCAGUCUGUUUCCGCCCACUGGUCUCCAUGUGAGUAUUAUGGUACCAGUCUGUUUCCCUCCACGUGUCUCCAUGUGAGUAUCUAUGGUACCAGUAUGUUUCCCUCACUGUCUCAUUGUGCGUAUUCUAUGGUAACCACUCAUGUUUCCUCCACUGUCUCAAUGUGAGAUCUAUGGUAUCAAGUAUGUUACUCCACUGUCUCCAUGUGAUAUUCUAUGGUACCAUUCUGUUUCAUCCCCACUGUCUCCAUGUGCAGAUCUAUGGGGGUAACAGUAUGUUUCCCUCCCACUGUAUCAAUGUGAGCAUCUAUGGUACCACUUGUUUACCUCCACGUCUCAAUGUGAGUCAUUAUUGGUACCACGUAGGGUUUCCCUCCACUGUCUCCAUGUGAGUAUCUAUGGUUCAGUCUGAUUUCCCCCACUGUCUCCAGGUGAUAUUCUAUGGUACCAAGUCUGUUUCCCUCCACUGUCUCCAUGUGAGUAUCUAUGGUACAGUAUGUUUCACUACCUGUCCCAUGUGAGUAUAUAUGGUACCAGUUCUGUUUCCAUCCACUGUAUCCAUGUGAUAUCUAUUGGUUACCAGUCGUUUCCCCACACUGUCUCCAUGUGAGUAUCUAUUGGUACCAGGCUGUUUUCCCUACAAUGUCUCCAUGUGAGUACUAGUGGUACCAGUCUGUUUUCCCUCCACUGUCUCAUGUGAGUAUCGAUGGUAACAGUCUUGUUUCCUCCCCACGGUCUCAUGUGGUAUUCAUGGGUACCAGUCUGUUUCCUCCACUGCCUCAAUGUGAGGAUAUAUGGUUACCAGUCUGUUACUCCACUGUCUCAUGUGAGUAUCUAUGGUUCCAGUCGUUUUCCCUCCAGGUCAGUUUUUUAAAAUGGGAUCUUGGAGGGGGAGACCAACUAAGGUGAAAAAACCUUUCAAUUGAUGGUCUGUCUUUAUCCAAUAUCUAUGUCCAUAAGGGGGAGAUGACUAUCGAGCGCUCAGCGCUCUAUCAGAGAGCUCGAUAGAGAUGAGCGCGAAAGAGGUCAAGCGCGCUCUCGCGCUCGGCGAGGGUCGCGCGAACGGCUUCGAGCUCUCUCUCUCUCCAUCUGCUCUUGCUCUUUAUCUUCGUCACUCUUUCACUCUACUCUCUCACUCUUUCUUUCUCUCUCUCUCUUUCUCUCCCUCUUUCUUUCUCUGUACUCUCUCCUCUCUCCCUCCUCUCUUCCCUUUCUCUCUCUCCAGGUUGAUAGUGGAUGGCAGGACAGCACUGACCACCCCUCUCUCACCCCCCCUCACGGGACACCGGGCAGUGUGCACUCGGACACCUCAAACUGAGACACCAACUCACCCCAAACACCCCCCCCCCCCCCCCCCUUCCAAACACCCCUCUACCCUUCAAAUUCCCCUUCCUCCACCCUCACACAGCCUCCCCUCUACCCACCCAAUCCCUCAACUGUGUCUCAAACUAACCCAAGUCCUCCCCCCCCACACACACACGUUCAGUCGUACCUCAAGCUGAGACAACUCCCCCUCCCUUACCUGUAGCUGAGCAUCACUCUCACCCUCCACUCCCGAUGUUCAUAACCCCCUAGCCCUUACCACCACCCACCUCCCCUCCCUCCCUCCCUCCCUCCCUCCACUCCCGAUGCACCAUAACCCCCUAGCCCUUACCUCCCUCCUCCUCUCCCUCCCUCCCUCCCUCCACUCCCGAUGCACCAUAACCCCCUAGCCCUUACCACCCCCCUCCUCCUCUCCCCUCCCUCCCUCCCUCCCUCCCUCCCUCCCUCCACUCCCGAUGCACCAUAACCCCCUAGCCCUUACCACCCUCCUCCUCCUCUCCCUCCCUCCACACGUUGUCUGACAUCACUCUUUUUCUUUCUUUUUAUAACCACUUUCUUUUUCUCUCGUUUAAAAAAAGAGAAGAUAAUUUAGUCACAUAGUUUUUUUCUAAUACUGUUUCACAAAGAGGCACCAGCCGCGUGUGUUGGAGCCCGACGUGGACGCAUCAUGUUACUCAAAACGACUACGGAAAAAAAUAACAAUAAGAAAAAAAAAAUCAUAAUGUUACUCGUCUUCCAUGCAUGUAGUCCUUUUUAGGUGUUUAGCAAUGAUUGUAUUUUUUCUUUUAGUUUUUUGACUUUUUAAAAAAAACAGUUGCUACAGAGAAAAAUGUACACAACGAAAAGUUCUAAAUGGCAGAAAAUAACCAAAAAUGAAUAAAUACAUUGUAUGUCAAUUAUUAAGCUCUGUCUCCUGUCUCAUUUUAUUAUGGAGGGUUGGACGAUCAAUAAACAUUAAAUACAAAAGUAUGUGGACACCCCUUCAAAUGAGUGGAUUCGGCUAUUUCAGCCACAGCCGUUGCUGACAGGUGUAUAAAAUCGAACACACAGCCAUGCAUUCUCCAUAGACAAACAUUUGCAGUAGAAUGGCCUUACUGAAGAGCUCAAUGACUUUCAACGUGGCACCGUCAUAGGAUGCCACCUUUCCAAAAAUUUCAGUUAGUCAAAUUUCUGCCCUGCUAGAGCUGCCCCGUUCAACUGUAAGUGCUGUUAUUGUCAAGUGGAAACGUCUAGGAGCAACAACGACUCAUCCGCAAAGUGGUAGGCCACACAAUCUCACAGAACGGGACUGCCGAGUGUUGAAGCGCGUAAAAAUCGUCUGUCCUCGGUUGCAACACUCACUACCAAGUUCCAAACUGCCUCUAGAAGCAACAUCAGCACAAAAACUGUUUGUCGGGAGCUUUGUGAAAUGGGUUUCCAUGGCUGAGCAGCCACACACAAGCCUAAGAUCACCAUGCGCAAUGCGUCAGCUGGAGUGGUGUAAAGCUUGCCGUCAUUGGACUCUGGAGCAGUGGAAACGCAUUCUCUGGAGUGAUUUAUCACGCUUCCCCAUCUGGCAGUCCAGAUGCCAGAAGAACGCUACCUGCCCCAAUGCAUAGUGCCAACUGUAAAGUUUGGAGGAGGAAUAAUGGUCUGGGGCUGUUUUUCAUGGUUCGGGCUAGGCCUCUUAGUUCCAGUGAAGGGAAAACGCUACAGCAUACAAUUACAUUCUAGACGAUUCUGUGCUUCCAACUUUGUGGCAACAGUUUGGGGAAGGCCCGUUCCUAUUUCAGCAUGACAAUACCCCCGUUCUCAAAGCGAGGCCCAUACAGAAAUGGUUUGUCCAGAUCGGUGUGGAAGAACUUGACUGGCCUGCACAGAGCCCUGACCUCAACCCCAUCGAACACCUUUGGGAUGAAUUGGAACGCCGACUGCAAGCCAGGCCUAAUGGCCCAACAUCAGUGCCCAGCCGAUCUCACUAAUGCUCUUGUGGCUGAAUGGAAGCAAGACCCUGCAGCAAUGUUCCAACAUCUAGUGGAAAGCCUUCCCAGAAGAGUGGAGGCUGUUAUAGCAGCAAAGGGGGACCAACUCCAUAUUAAUGCUCAUGAUUUUGGAAUGAGAUGUUCGACAAGCAUGGGUCCACAUAUUUUUGGUCUUGUAGUGUAAUUAAUUACUAACUACCAAUAUAUUAACAAUACAAACGCUAUCCUAUGCUGUAUGUCACAGUAGAAGACCACUCAAAUAUCAGUCGUUAAUCUUGUAAUCUGCAGACAUAAAUUCAUGGGUAUCAUUGACAAAUAGAUCAACAGUAUGAUACAUCAGAUCAAUGUUUUUAUGUAAGAAAAUAAUUAUAUUUACAUUUAAAAAAGCAUAGAAAUACCAUUAUAUAAACAUCUGCACUAUGUACAGAUAUAAAAAUGUUUGUGUCACAACAUUAAAACAGUCCCUGAUCUUGUAGUCAGCUGCCAGUGCACCAGAGUAGCACAGUCAAGUUGUUGAUAGAUUAUAUUCUCAGUGAUGUCACCUUGCCUGAGACCUGACAAAGAUUAUUAAACAUUCACAAUGUUCCUGAUAUUUCUUCAAUGUACAGAUAUAUAAAAAUAUUCCUCCUUUAUAUUGGGAGACUAUAAAGAAUAUAGAGUCCCUGAUCUUGUAGUCUGCAGCCAGUGUACCAAAGUAACACAGGUAGGUUGUCUGGUAGACAGUAGCCUCACAGUGAUGUCACCUUGCCUGAGACCUGGGGCUUGUAUAGUAAACUACAGACUGAUGGGAGUGCUGGUGAGAAUGGGGUCCAAUCACGUUACACACCAACCACCUCUGGUCAGGAUGGCUCCUCCUCAAAGUACUGCUCUAUGUCUCUGAACAGGUAUAUCCCCUGUUGUUGUAUCCAUGGCUACCGCUCAGUCUGUCUGUCUCUCUCAGGUCAUUUAUUAGUAGUAUAGUGAUAUAUCUCUUGAUGUUGUUGUAUCCAUGGCUACCUCUCAGUCUGUCUGUCUCUCUCAGGUCAUUUAUUAGUAGUAUAGUGAUAUAUCUCUUAAUGUUGUUGUAUCCAUGGCUACCUCUCAGUCUGUCUGUCUCUCUCAGGUCAUUUAUUAGUAGUAUAGUGAUAUAUCUCUUGAUGUUGUUGUAUCCAUGGCUACCGCUCAGUCUGUCUGUCUCUCUCAGGUCAUGUAUUAGUAGUAUAGUGAUAUAUCUCUUGAUGUUGUUGUAUCCAUGGCUACCUCUCAGUCUGUCUGUCUCUCUCAGGUCAUUUAUUAGUAGUAUAGUGAUAUAUCUCUUGAUGUUGUUGUAUCCAUGGCUACCGCUCAGUCUGUCUGUCUCUCUCAGGUCAUGUAUUAGUAGUAUAGUGAUAUACAGUCAUGGCCAAAAUUGUUGGCACCCCUGAAAUUUUUCCAGAAAAUGAAGUAUUUCUCACAGAAAAGUAUUGAAAUUACACAUGUUUUGCUAUGCACAUGUUUAUUUCCUUUGUGUGUAUUGGAAUAACACAAAAAAAAACAGGAAAAAAGCAAAUUUGACAUAAUUUCACACAAAACUAAAAAAAUGGGCCGGACAAAGUUAUUGGCACCCUUUCAAAAUUGUGGAUAAAUAAGUUUGUUCCAAGCAUGUGAUGCUCCUUUAAACUCACCUGGGGCAAGUAACAGGUGUGGGCAAUCUAAAAAUCACACCUGAAAGCAGAUAAAAAGGAGAGAAGUUGACUCAGUCUUUGCAUUGUGUUUCUGUGUGUGCCACACUAAGCAUGGAGAACAGAAAGAGGAAAAGAGAACUGUCUGAGGACUUGAGAACCAAAAUUGUGGAAAAAUAUCAACAAUCUCAAGGUUACAAGUCCAUCUCCAGAGAUCUAGAUGUUCCUUUGUCCACAGUGCGCAACAUGAUCAAGAAGUUUGCAACCCAUGGCACUGUAGCUAAUCUCCCUGGACGUGGACGGAAGAGAAAAAUUGAUGAAAGGUUGCAACGCAGGAUAGUCCGGAUGGUGGAUAAGCAGCCCCAAACAAGUUCCAAAGAAAUUCAAGCUGUCCUGCAGGCUCAGGGUGCAUCAGUGUCAGUGCGAACUAUACGUCGAAAUUUGAAUGAAAUGAAACGCUAUGGCAGGAGACCCAGGAGGACCCCACUGCUGACACAGAGACAUAAAAAAGCAAGACUACAGUUUGCCAAAAUGUACAUGAGUAAGCCAAAUUCCUUCUGGGAGAACGUCUUAUGGACAGAUGAGACCAAGAUAGAGCUUUUUGGUAAAGCACAUCGUUCUACUGUUUACCGAAAAUGUAAUGAAGCCUUCAAAGAAAAGAACACAGUACCUACAGUCAAAUAUGGUGGAGGUUCAAAGAUGUUUUGGGGUUGUUUUGCUGCCUCUGGCACUGGGUGCCUUGACUGUGUGCAAGGCAUCAUGAAAUCUGAGGAUUACCAAAGGAUUUUGGGUCGCAAUGUAGGGCCCAGUGUCAGAAAGCUGGGUUUGCGUCCGAGAUCAUGGGUCUUCCAGCAGGACAAUGACCCCAAACAUACUUCAGCACCCAGAAAUGGAUGGCAACAAAGCGCUGGAGAGUUCUGAAGUGGCCAGCAAUGAGUCCAGAUCUUAAUCCCAUUGAACACCUGUGGAGAGAUCUUAAAAUUGCUGUUGGGAAAAGGCACCCAUCCAAUAUGAGAGACCUGGAGCAGUUUGCAAAAGAAGAGUGGUCCAAAAUUCCGGGUGAGAGGUGUAAGAAGCUUAUUGAUGGUUAUAGGAAGCGACUGAUUUCAGUUAUUUUUUCCAAAGGGUGUGCAACUAAAUAUUAAGUUAAGGGUGCCAAUCAUUUUGUCCGGCCCAUUUUUUGAGUUUUGUGUGAAAUUAUGUCAAAUUUGCUUUUUUCCUGUUUUUUUUGUGUUAUUCCAAUACACACAAAGGAAAUAAACAUGUGCAUAGCAAAACAUGUGUAAUUUCAAUACUUUUCUGUGAGAAAUACUUCAUUUUCUGGAAAAAUUUCAGGGGUGCCAACAAUUUUGGCCAUGACUGUAUCUCUUGAUGUUGUUGUAUCCAUGGCUACCUCUCAGUCAGUCUGUCUCUCUCAGGUCAUGUAUUAGUAGUAUAGUGAUAUAUCUGCUGAUGUUGUUGUAUCCAUGGCUACCUCUCAGUCUGUCUGUCUCUCUCAGGUCAUGUAUUAGUAGUAUAGUGAUAUAUCUCUUGAUGUUGUUGUAUCCAUGGCUACCUCUCAGUCAGUCUGUCUCUCUCAGGUAAUGUAUUAGUAGUAUAGUGAUAUAUCUGCUGAUGUUGUUGUAUCCAUGGCUACCUCUCAGUCUGUCUGUCUCUCUCAGGUCAUUUAUUAGUAGUAUAGUGAUAUAUCUCUUGAUGUUGUUGUAUCCAUUGCUACCUCUCAGGCUUUCUUCUUCUCCAGGUCUUUGACCAGGAAGUGAUCUGCUUCUCUCAGGACCUGGUAGAACUCCUCCUGGGCUUCAUCCCCCUUCCUCACCACCAUGUCCAGCAGGGCUUGGUUCUGUUGGGUCUUGGUGGAUUUGCUGACCACCUCCUCCCUCUCCUCAUCAAUCAGAACACCACGAUCCUGGAGACGCAGGAAUAA
This is a messenger RNA of Coregonus sp. 'balchen', 12039 nucleotides long. NCBI's taxonomy places the organism in Eukaryota, Metazoa, Chordata, Actinopteri, Salmoniformes, Salmonidae. The record is from the annotation of a GenBank genome assembly.